Molecule: messenger RNA, 1127 nt
Organism: Pimephales promelas (fathead minnow)
Lineage: Eukaryota; Metazoa; Chordata; Actinopteri; Cypriniformes; Leuciscidae
Gene: tecrl2a
Product: trans-2,3-enoyl-CoA reductase-like 2a
Biological process (GO): very long-chain fatty acid biosynthetic process
Molecular function (GO): oxidoreductase activity, acting on the CH-CH group of donors
Source: RefSeq, a predicted model, not a curated record
CGGAGCUGCCUGUCCAACUCUGGGGGACCAAACAUUACGUCAGACAAGGGCCCCGGAAUGAGCAGGACAAUAUUUUUUGAGGUCGAAAUUCUAGAUUCAAACACCAAAGAACAGCUCUGUUUUCUUGACAAGGUUGAUCCCCAUUCAAGCAUAGGUGACAUUAAGAUUUUGUUUCACAAGUCAUAUCCCAAAUUGUAUCCAGCUAGACAAGCCCUAAGGCUGGACCCCAAAGGAAAAGCACUGAGAGAUGAUGAUGUACUGCAGAAUCUUCCUGUUGGGACCUCGACGACCAUGUAUUUUAGAGACCUUGGCCCACAAUUGGGAUGGACGUUGGUUUUUUUGGCGGAGUACAUUGGUCCCCUUCUGAUAUACCUCCUCUUCUAUGUCCGUGUCCCGUACAUCUAUAGCCACAAUUACGCCUUCACCUCCAGCUCUCAUACUGUGGUCAGUUUGGCUUGUGCUUGUCACUCCUUUCACUAUAUCAAGAGGCUAAUUGAAAUAAUAUUUGUGCAUCGGUUUUCUCAAGGCACGAUGCCUCUUAGAGCCAUUGUAAGGAAUUGUGCGUAUUACUGGGGUUUUGCAGCAUGGUUAGCUUACUACAUCAAUCAUCCUCUCUACACACCACCAUCAUACGGAGAGACACAGGUCAACUAUGCACUAAUUAUCUUUGUGUUAUGUGAGGCAGGUAAUUUCUCCAUCCACUGGUCAUUGAACAGUUUAAAAUGUGAAGGUACAAAAUGUCGGAGGUUCCCACAUCCAUCCAAAAACCCUUUUACAUGGCUCUUUUUCUUUGUAUCAUGCCCCAACUACACAUAUGAGGUAGGUGUUUGGCUGGGCCUGUCCAUCAUGACCCAGUGCGUUCCAGUGGCUCUCUUCACACUUGUAGGGUUCAUUCAAAUGACCAUCUGGGCCAAAGGAAAACACAAAAUUUACACCCAAGAGUUUAAGGACUACCCAACCCUCCGCAUGCCAAUCCUCCCCUUCAUCCUCUGACAUUCACAUAUACCAACUUAAGGUCAAAAUGCAGAGACAUUAUGAUUUUGGCUGAGAGAACUAUGACAUCUGAACAGCUGCAUGUAAAUGAAGCUAAUUUAUGACACCCUCAGGGCAGGAAUGUGAAAGUUAGA